This is a messenger RNA of Cercospora beticola, 1815 nucleotides long. NCBI's taxonomy places the organism in Eukaryota, Fungi, Ascomycota, Dothideomycetes, Mycosphaerellales, Mycosphaerellaceae. The record is from RefSeq and is a predicted model, not a curated record.
GUCAUGCCGAGGAGACGACGCCUACGUGCUGCCAAAGUCUGGGACUCUGCUCGCGUCUACAAGUUAUUUCCUAUUUCCCAAGGCUCGAAUGUGGGCAGAGGUCAGACGCAAUUACACAUUCGCUUCCGAUAUCUGGAUCCAGCGUCGCGUCUAGAUGAUCCGCUCUCUGGCAAAUUCGAUGCAGGCCCAGUGACCCCGGUGGCAUCGUCAAUUUGACGCUCUGUCUUAUACCUGGCAGCCACCCUUUCGUGACCAAGUCCUCGAGCAUGACUCCAUUGAAGUGCAAAAUGUCAAACUCCCUAUCACUGGCAAUUUGAGUAGAGCUUUGAGGCACCUGCGCCUUGGAUACAACCGGAGUCACAUUGUGUGGGUCGACGCCAUCUGCAUCAACCAACAGGAUCCUAAAGAGCAGGCACAACAAGUACAGCACAUGGCUGAGAUCUACUCAUCUGCUCACAAUGUAAUGGCGUGGAUCGGUGAAGAUUCAUCCAUACAGGAUGGGCAUCACAUUUUUGAGCUUUGUCAGGCACUUGUGCGUGGACCGGAGCACCCGUGGGACGACACUCUCACACGGGACCACGCUGCUUUGUGGGAAGUGUUCGCGAGCAGAAGAUACUUCACUCGGCUCUGGAUCGUGCAGGAGCUAGUACACGCGAGUAACAUCAAGUUCAUUUGCGGCUCUGCCGAAAUCAAAUUUGCAACUCUGAUAGAUGGGAUGCAUCUGGCGCUUGUGCAAGGAACUUUCUGGUCUCGCGCACUACAAUACACUGAUCGCUCAUCAACCGCGUUGCGAUACCAGAAUCCUUCUUCAGUCGUGUUGCAAGCCCUUCAGCUUGUGCGCAGUAUAGACAACACACGCAGAGACCGGACAAUCUCUGCGCUGUUUUCAAAUCUCCCAAGAAGUUCCGAGCCCGAUCAGAAAGAGCAGCUGAGCAUAUCUUGCACCGAAUUCGGCGAAGUGUUGUAUGAGCUUCGGCACCUUUCCUGUUCCGACGAGAGAGAUCGUGUCUACGCGAUGAUGAGUCUUUGCAGUGAAACCAAGACGACGGUUCUCGUGGACUACACGAUCGACUGCACGCAGGUAUAUUACAAUCUUGCAAAGAUCAUCUACACAGAUGAUAUGCUUCUCGUCGCUGCCAGCCAGCAUGCCAUGGGUGUAGCGCGAGAUCCUGAAUUGCCCUCGUGGAUACCGGAUUGGAGAGUGGAAUCUCGCAAGCCACAACCCCAAGCCCAACUAGACUUGUUCAGAGAGCUGCCUCCACACUGUAUCAGCUUUUUCUCCCUAUAUGCCCCAACAGCUAGAAGAAAAAACUAAUGUCCGGGAAGUUUUAUUCAAUGAUUCCGCAAAGCGCCUGGGCAUUACCCUUCUCUGUUUCGGACGUGUGCUCAUGCCAGAUAGUACUAACGACCGGACCUAUGUCUGGAAUCUGAACGUGCAAGACUUUGAGCUUUACGGAAGUGUGAAUGGACCACCUCGCCCAGCGGAGACUUUGCUGAAAGAAGGAGACUAUAUCUGUCGACAUACGUACAAAGACAUGCCUGGCGCAGAAGAAACUUGUUUCAUGGUGCUCCGUGCUGUUGCCCGAGCUGAACACGAUAUCUUCGUGUUCAACACGCACACUAUUCGCGCAGUACAGUGGGUAGGGUUGGUGCGUUGUGUUUCAGAAGAGGUGACGAACGCUCUAGACGCACGGAAAUACCCAGGUACAAAGCGGCGGGAGUUCUGGAUAGUGUAGCUCAUGUUAGGCUACAAGCCUUCGCUUCUCAAGAUGCCGACAGUGCUGUUGCGAAUGUGUAAAGGAAGUCCAGCCAUGA